AAGAAAACGAAACCUACCGACGGUGGGACGGAAUUACAGUCGAGCCCGCACGCAAUGUACGUCGAAGUAAAAAUGAACUCGAAAAAGAUACACAGUUAGUCAGUAGUCCGAUAUGUACUCUUACUUGUGAGGUGACGCUGUGGCUGUUUAGUUAGUAUUAAUAGUUAUUUACAAUGGCCGUAGCUAAACUCAACGAGUUCUCGCAGAAACACCGCUUAGAGCUGCGAUAUGAGGACGUUGGAUCUGUCGGCCUCGAUCACAUUAAAACAUUUACCGUGAGAGCAGUGGUGAAUGGUAAGUGGUAUGAUGGUGUGGGGAAGAACAAGAAGGAAGCCAAACUGAACGCAGCUACAAAUGCCCUGAGUGUCCUGUUGGAGGAAACAAUUGACCCUACCGAAAAUGCAAAAGAAGCCUCUGCAUCAGCUCCUCAGACAGGUAUCUCUCAAGCCAAAUAUGUGUGUUGGCUCAAUGAGUAUGGUCAAAGGAACAGGGUGAUGAUCAGGGCUGUGGAGUCAACCGAACCGGUACCAAAUGGUGUUUUACAAUGCUGUCACUUUGUGGUUGGUGAUAAGGAGUAUCCAAGGGCCACUGGGAAAACAAAGAAGGAAGCUAAGGAGGAAGCAGCAAAGCUUGUACAUCACGAGAUAAAUGGCAUUGAAACCACUGAGAUUAUUAAGGAGGAGCACUGUGGCACGCCAAGCAAAGAAAGCAAAGAAUUGAAUAUGUCGGACAUCUGUGACAAGAUGAAGACCAUGAGUGUGAUCACCGAAGAAAAAGGUUUUGAAGAGACGAACCGGGACAGCAAGUGGUCUCGGGGGUCAGCUGUGUCCGAUGAUGGUUUGUUCACAUCUUCAGACCUACCGGAGUCCCUCAAUCCAAAAUCUGAAAGAGUUCCGAAGGCUGCAAGUGACUCGGCUGUUUUCACAAAUUCAUCAGAUCCUCCUGUUGAUCAGAUUAAAAGUCCUGACCUAAAGACCAAGAUAAGAAUUGCAGCAAAUUUUCAAAACGCCCUCAGAAACAGCAAAGAGGAUGAAAUGCCCAAUUUCAGUGGCAAGAAUCCAGGAAGAAGUCCAAGUAAGAAAACAACUACCCAACCAAGAGAGUCAAGGUUUACAUCUGAAUUUGAUUCCAUUGUGAGCCUCGGCAAGGGCACAUUUGGUCAUGUUUAUAAGGCAGAGGUAAAACUACUGAGGAAGAGUUUCGCUAUAAAGAUUGUCCGUUGCAAAGAGAUCAAAAAGGCUUUACGAGAGGUGAAGGUGUUAUCAGAUCUCAAUCACUGCAAUAUUGUUCGAUACUACUCGUGUUGGUUGGAGGAUUCAGGAUACCAAGGGGACAGUGCAGAUGACAGUUCCAGCAGUUCACAGUCGAGUGGCAAUUCAUCUGUAAAGUACCUUUAUAUUCAGAUGGAGUUGUGUAGCACCAGAACUCUCCGAGUGUGGAUAGACGAGAAGAAUCUUCUGAACGUGAAGAAAUCUCUGCGAGACUCCAAGAGGAGAGAAGAAAGUUUAACCAUUGCUCAGCAAAUAGUCUGUGCAGUCAAGUACAUUCACUCCAAGAUGCUCAUCCACAGAGACCUGAAGCCGGCCAACCUCCUGUUUGGGCAGGAUGGGGAGGUGAAGAUCGGGGACUUUGGUUUGGUGACUGAGGAGAACAACGACGAUGCUGAGAACAUCUUGGAGAGAACAGUGUACAAAGGAACCCCGUGUUACAUGGCUCCUGAGCAAAGGAGCAGGAGUUUGACUUAUGAUCGAAAAGUGGACAUAUUCGCUUUUGGGUUGAUAUAUUUUGAACUCCUUUGGAACAUCCCGAUCGGCCAGGAGAGGAGUAAGAUCAUGGAUGAAGCCAGAAACCAGAAAUUUCCUGAUAGAUUUUCAAGCAGUUUUAUCCUGGAGGUCAAAAUUAUUAAGUCAAUGUUGAGUGCAAAACCAGAAGACCGACCCGAAGCAAGUCAACUACAGAUGGACCUGGAAGAGUGCUCCCAAACACUUAAAAGGCUUAAAGAUACACGCUGCGACAGUAGGACUGUCUGACUCACAAGGAAACACUUAAAUAACAGUCAAAAGCAUCAGUCAGCACAAAUUGACUGUUAAUUAGGGAUAAUAAUCCAUAAUGCCUUUUUAUUUGCAUGUUUGUAUUGCUGAUGAUAGUGUCUCUUUCUGAUCAGAUGUGAAAAGAUGUGUCAUAAUCAUAGUACUGAUUUAUAAUACAAUAAGAUAAUUAGAUUGUUCAAAUGCGAGCAGACGAUUUGUGUACAUUUUAGAUUUUGUUCAUGUAAAUGCUAUUUGAGACCAAAAAAAAGGUUUAUGCUGAAUAUUGAGGAUUGCAUGAGGCUAUGAGUUAUAGCCAAUUUUAGGGUUCAAUACAAAUAGAGAUAUAGCACCGAAAGCUAUGAAAUUUGGAAGUGACACAUACAAAACCAGAUACAAACUCACAAGCAGAUUUUGUAUUGUUUUUAUAACUAACAGUGGAAGAAGAAAGAAGAAGUUCAAAAUGGACCGUUUGGGGAUCCCCGGCAGUUAUUUGAGGUUUAUAUACAAUUCAGUAUUUUAUUGAUGUUUGCCAAAUGUCCAGGCUCCAACAUAAUCAAAUUCAAUAUGUAGCAGAAAUGGCGAUGUGGACUCACUCCUAGGACCAUGAAUGUGCAAAAGACAUGAGGACAUUUUGUAAAGUUACAAGUUCCCUCCAUGUUGUUUGUUACCAGCUGCUACAGUGAAGCUGCCAUUGAUUUCAGCUUGUGAGUCAUCCUGUUAGAAUGUGCUCCAGCUGUGGGAGGAACCUUCACAAAAGAAGUUUUAAGUACUUCACUGAGUUCAACAUUUCUCUCCGUGGACAGAUUUUGUUCCAACGAUAGAGUGGCAACAUGCAGUCACAAAACUCUACAUGAGUGUCUUUGAGAUCAAAAUGGAGGCAGAGUUAGAUAUUUGGUGUCAGGUUGACUGUACUGUAAGCAGCACCAAAAGUUAAAACUGGACUUAUCACUGUAGACAUGUAAUAAAAAUAUGUCUACAGACGUGAAUGUAUUUGAUGAGACAUUAACAGUUUAACGGUUACAUUUACACAUCAAAUCUUCACAAGAGAUUCAUGGUCUUAGGAAUGAGUCCACAUUGCAACGUUGGCAACCCAAAAAGGCCACAUAUUGAUUCCUUGGAUUGUCAUACUUGCCAUUUAUUGUAAUCUGUUCAUGUAAGAGACCCUAAUAUUUUGUAUAGCAUCAAUUGAAGACUGUUUUAACGAGAGGUAUAUAUAAUUAGGGGGACUACAUUGGGCAAUUUUCCAUUUUCCAACUUUCACUGGGGACAAAAAAUAUGCAAUUCUCAAAGUUCCUUCCUAAUAUUAAUUAUUACGUAAUUAUUUUUUGGAGACCAAAAGUGACCAAUUUGGAGACCAAACAUAAUUAAAAUAGUUUGGGAGAAUUUUGAGAAUAACAUAAUUUAUAUAUACACUAUAUUUAUAGUCUGCACAAAAUCUGAAAUGUACACGUUACCUCUUCUCUACUCUGGAAUGACCUGACUGCAACAUUAUUCACUUUUCACUUUGAUUAAUUAAUCAUGUCCUGGGUAAUUACUUUUGACAUUUUUUUAAAUAGAGCAUUCUAUGUUGUAAAUAGAUAAAUGUGUAUUAAAUUGUCUAUCCCAUUACACAUUUUGCUGUGUAAUAAAUAAAAUGAAUAGGGAAA
This is a messenger RNA of Pungitius pungitius (ninespine stickleback), 3676 nucleotides long. RefSeq names its product eukaryotic translation initiation factor 2-alpha kinase 2 (gene eif2ak2). The coding region runs from base 174 to 2030 and encodes 618 amino acids. The transcript is spliced from 18 exons. Gene Ontology annotation, cellular component: cytoplasm; nucleus. The record is from RefSeq and is a predicted model, not a curated record. Gene Ontology annotation, biological process: protein phosphorylation. Gene Ontology annotation, molecular function: eukaryotic translation initiation factor 2alpha kinase activity; ATP binding. NCBI's taxonomy places the organism in Eukaryota, Metazoa, Chordata, Actinopteri, Perciformes, Gasterosteidae.